AUGCACUUCCUCAAGUCCCUCCUUGUGGCGACUCUUUUCGCCUUGGGCGUUUCCACUGCCAUCGCCGAGGAGCCAGAUGCGCUUGACUCAAGAAGCACACUGGAGGCAUGCGCGCCCCUUUGGGAUGUUGCGCUGUCUUUGCGGGACCAGUUCCUCGCGAAGCGAGCCACGGUUGACCCUCUCGGACUGGAGUCAUACGACCGGUUCGUGGGGUAUUACAGCAGCGGGAUGUACAAUAUGCUCGAGGCCUGCGGCACGCUGCAGAGCUUCAAGUGGCCUCCGAAAGGGUAG
Messenger RNA from Colletotrichum higginsianum IMI 349063, 291 nucleotides. RefSeq lists its product as uncharacterized. NCBI's taxonomy places the organism in Eukaryota, Fungi, Ascomycota, Sordariomycetes, Glomerellales, Glomerellaceae. The record is from RefSeq and is a predicted model, not a curated record. The coding region runs from base 1 to 291 and encodes 96 amino acids. The transcript is spliced from 2 exons.